AUGCAGCAGAACAAAGAUACCCGCGCUGGUGCUUCGCGCCGUGCGGGGCACCAGGAGGUGCACUUCAUAUCGGCCCAUCUUCCAAUUUCUUGGGGUCUCUUAGUCAGUUGCAUAGCUAGUGCAUCCGCCUUGCCACAUGCGCAGACUUUGAUUCGACACUUUGAGGCCCAACAAGGUCGAACACACAAGGGCGGAAUUCUCAUCGCCCUGUCUGAGAACAAGCUGAAAAGCUUUGGCCACAAGUGUGAUGAUGAUGAAUGCCGGCAGAAGGAGAAAGCUGAUGGAGGUGCCAUCGAAGGCGCACAAGUUCCUAGCUUCUUCCAGUCUGGUUCGUCAGUGCAGCCCAAGGCGGUGGACGCCGGUGCCGAAGGAACCGAAGGAACUGAGGUCCUGGAAGCACCUGCGCCGACUGCGGCAACCAUGACAGAAGUCUUUCCAGAGGACUGGUGCCACUUGAUGCCCAAUUUGUUGGAGCAGGAGGGCUGGACUACCGCAUUGGCAACAGAAGAGGCAUCCCUGACACACAGCUGUUGCCCUUGGGGUGGUCACCUCAUCAGGUUUGAGCUCAAGAACAUCCACGUGCAAGAUGCCCCCGAGAAGACUGGCAACAUCAUGGUGAGACCAGAGGUACGAUCCCUGCUUCAUCAAGAGUUUCCCAUCAACGGCAUCCGUGUUGAAUCCAUGGAGGUGAAAGGCCCUGGCGAAGCCGUCGUCCAGGGCUCAAUGUCUUGGAGCGUGGUGCGUCUCUGUGGAGUGCUGUUUGGGGACAUGGGGAGCCAGGUAAUGAACUAUUUCUUCCAUGACCCAGACAGUGAGGUGUCAUGGCACCAAAAGUUGCGCCGUGACUAUCCUCGCCACGGUGACAGCGCCUGCGCGUUUUGGAUGGAAGAUGGAAGGCCGCAGGAGUGUGUCAUGCUUGUGCGGCCCCAAGCAGAGAAAGACAAGUUCACAGCCUUCGUGGUAGCCCGGGUGCCGGAGGGACGCUUUGCCAACUGGGCCAGCUCACACUUCAGUUUUGUUCUGAAAACUGCACACAGCACUGCUGAUUGGUUCUUGAACCGCCCUGGCAUCUCAGAGCUUCGCCAAGUGGACGAACGUUUCUACGUCGUGGUGUCCAUGCAAAGCUUCAAACGUGGCAUGCCGCUGCUGCCUGCCUUCGAUGAUGAACAGCCCGACACAGAGAUCGAUGCUGGAGAGCCUUAUGGCCUCAAGCGCUGGGUCCGGUACGAGACUGCUGGUACCCAAAAGUUUCAUCUUCCCGAGUAUCUGAAGAUCUUCUUGUCUCGCCUGGGCUAUGAGGUGGAAACCUAUGAUAGCUUGGACAGUGAGACGCUGGUGCCCUACCAGUGCGUGCUCAAACGAGAGGACUGGGAACUGGUGCAUGCUCGUUUCCAUGAGGCAUACCCAUUGCAAAAGACGGCCUACCGUCGAGCCAACGGUGGCUCCGGGGCUCCCGGCGUUCAUGAAGACGUGGUGCCGAAAAUUGUGUCGGCUGCGGCUGAGGUGGCCAAUUGGCAGGAACUACUGCAGGCAGCGAAGGAAGCGAAGGAACCCAAAUUGGUGGUCCGCAACACCUUCCUGGAUCUGGAGGAUCAGGAAGAGGAGCAACGGCAGAGACUUCGGCGCCGACCCAAGACCACGGCUCUCAGUCGACCGGCCGGAUUCAAGUGGCAAGGUGCCUUGAACAAAAGCGGUUGUGCCAUGGGCUCGUCUCGCAUCAGCCGAGCAGAAUUGAUCCGGACCCGUCGGAAGGGUGAAAACCCUGGCGUGAAAAUGCUCAGCUCCUCUAAGGCCAAUCAAGGAAUUUCCCAGCGGGCAGAGCAUCUCAAGAAAACUGGCGGUUCCUUGUUGCAGAUUUCUCCACGUUCCGCGGGAACACCUGCGCGCGAGGGUGGUCAGGUGCAACAGGCAGCCAGUGUCAACGAAUCAACCUCCGACGUUUCCCAAGAGGAGGUCAUGGCAGCCAUGAGGGAAGCUGUCAAGACGUUGCAGGCCAAGGAACAAAAGGAACAAAGUGACGCCGUGGACACGGUCGUCAAUGCUCUGAAGGAUGACGUGGGUGCACAGGAUCCCACCUUCAAUGCCAACAGCAGCCACGUGACGGAAGACCCCGUGCUGGCAGCCUUAGAGGAUGGCAUUGGAGCACAGGAGCCCAGUGCUGCUCCUCUCCACACUCGUGUUUCUGCUGUGACGCAGCAGGAGAACAUCAGCGAUGGCAGUGUGGUCACUGUUAAUCAUUCAUCUUUGCCGGUGCAGGCACGCGCUUUACUCCCGGCGGAAGCGAAGAGUUUCGUUGAACACGUGCUUCCGAGUGUGGUGGAUGUAGCCAGCCAAGAAGGUCGCCGCAGUUUCUGGUCCACCCGUUCGGGCGCACUGGCGGCAGCUGUUGGCUUUGUGGCGGCCACAUGGCUGGCGGUCAUUUGCAUGGCAACUGGCUUUUGGAUGGCCGUGUUCUCUGGCUGGCGCAGUGACAACAAGGGCAGUCUUCGCUCUACCAUAGAGGCACAACGGCGUUCCCGUGCCACGGAUUUGCAGAAGCUGAUGCCGUCCUCUGGGGGCUACGACUGUGCCUUCUCCAAACCAGUGAGUUCCAAGCAGCUCCUUCGCUUGGAAGUAAAAAUUGAAGGCCCAGACACUGGCCUAGCUGCAUUGAGGGCGCCCCUCACAGGCCGCCAGUGCGUGCUGCAUUCGGCUGCUGUGUCGAAGCAGUUGCAUGAUGGCAUGCCUGCUGUUCCUGUAGCUUUCUCAGCGUCCAGUGUGGACUUCAUCGUCAGCUUGCUGGAUGAGAAAGAAACACGGAUUCACAUCAAGGGCGAAGACGUGUCGCUCUUCGACACCGUGAAUGGCAAGUGCAUCGAGCGCACCACCUUUGAUUCCGCGCCCGACAGCUGGCAGGAUUUCGUUUUGACACAUCGCUCAGCAGCUCCUCAAGGACAAGAGUGGGCGGCCAGCUCAUCCCUCCGUGCUGAUGAUGCCAACCUCGAAUUUCAAGAGGCAUCGUUGCUGGUGGGCUCCACUGUGACAGUCAUUGGGGAAUUACACCGUGGAGUUGAUGGGCAGCUGUCCAUGAAGCCUUGGCAGGGUGAAGUGAAGACCAGCUGGCGAGGCAAGAAACUCCGAGAGCCUUGGCGCACCUCAUGGGAGCGCGGCUGCGAUGAGAAAGGAUCCAGGUCUUCAACACCGGAAGUCUUGAAACAGAAGGUCUUCAUCAGCGAUGAUGAGAAGCUCUUGGCCACCAAGGAACCAGAAGUAGAAGGGAAGCUGAGAGAAUGUGCUGGUGGCUUGGGUAACUUUCUGGGAUGA
Cladocopium goreaui is the source of this 3303-nucleotide messenger RNA. The record is from the annotation of a GenBank genome assembly. Lineage: Eukaryota; Dinophyceae; Suessiales; Symbiodiniaceae.